AUUACAUGGUACCUCGGCAAAUCCUCCUUUUGCUCCUCACGACUCGCCGACCACAGCAGCAAUACCAACAUGUAGUUCUGAACCCCGACCGAGCCUGUGCUCCCACCACAGCCUUACCAACAAAGCAAUAUCAAGAGUCGUGCAGCCAUGUCAGAGGUACCAGUGAUCAUCGGCGUGGGCGACGUCAAGAAUCGCGACGUCAACAACGCGAAAGAGCCGGCAACGCUUAUGCUCGAAGCCAUCGAAAUUGCCCUCAAAGAUGCCUCAUCCAACUCUGUCUCAGACUUAAAGUCUGCAAUCGACAGUAUAGACGUCGUAAAGACGUGGACGUGGCCAUACCCUGAUCUUCCUGGCUUGCUGUCUGAAAAGCUCGGUGUGCAAGACAGCGUCAAGUGGAAGCACUACUCCGAGCAUGGCGGCAACCAACCGGGAAAACUCUUCGAUGAAGCCGCGAGACGCAUCGCGAAAAGAAAAAGCAAGGUUGCGGUCAUCACAGGUGGUGAAGCUCUGGCAUCACUAUCUGCAUGUGCAGCGGCCAAGAAGCUGCCACCGCCAGGCUGGACCAAGUCCUCCUCAGCCGUAGACUCUGUCUUCACGCCCACCGGCCGAGACCUAGGAAAUAAUCUCGGCGCGAUCCAUAAGAUCGGCGCUCCCAUUCACGUCUACCCCUUGUACGAGAACGCAUUCCGCGCCCACCGAGGUCAAAGCAUGAAAGCCAACAACGAAGAAAGCGCAAAACUAUACGCGGACUUCAGCGCUAUAGCUUCCACGCACGACUACGCAUGGAGUCAGGGCAAACGUCACGAUGCGCAGACCAUCGGCACAGUCAGCGCGAAGAACCGAAUGAUAUGCACGCCCUACCCCUUACUGAUGAACGCAUUCAACACCGUGAACCUAGCGGGCGCCAUAAUCCUGACCUCCGCAUCCCACGCAAAGCAACUCGGUAUCCCAGAAGCGAAAUGGAUCUAUCCGCUCGGCGGCGCAGGGACAUCCGAUUCCGCUGAGUUCUGGCACCGUCCGAACUACCACAGUUCGCCGUCGAUCGAACGCUCGCUCAAAACCGCUCUGGACGUAUCCGAGACGAAGGCGGCGGAGCUGGAUCUCAUCGAUAUCUACUCGUGCUUCCCGAUUGUGCCCAAGCUGGCCGCUACAGCGCUUGGUGUUCCUGUAGUUGGCGGUCCGAAGCCGCUGACGCUGCUCGGCGGGCUGACGAGUUUUGGCGGCGCAGGAAACAACUAUAGUAUGCAUGCGUUGACUGAGAUGACGCGGCAAUUGCGUUCGGGUAAAGGGAAGAAGGGGCUGGUGUUAUGCAAUGGCGGUGUGUUGAGCUAUCAGCAUGUCCUUGUUCUUGGAACGGAGCCGAGGAGUGCACGAUAUCCGGUUGAGGAUGUAUUGCCAGAGGUACUAAGUGAUGUCGAGGUGCCGGAAUUGGCUGAGCUGGCGCAGGGACAGUGCGUUGUCGAGACAUAUACUGUAGAGUUCAGUCGCGAUGGAAGCCCUUUGCGUGGCCAUAUCGUUGGACGGUUGAGGAGCAAUGGCAAUCGCUUCCUUGCCAAUCAUGGAGAUGAGAGUACGCUACGGCAGAUGGCCGAAGGGGCAGGUGAGAUUGUGGGCAAAUCUGGCUGGGUGUGGCAGGAUGAGAAGAAGAAUGGUAGAGGGCUGUUUGCGUUCGAUAAGCCCGCAAGACUGUAGUAGCCGCCAUGGCCACAACUAUGCCGAAUGAUCCUGAUC
Messenger RNA from Didymella exigua CBS 183.55, 1731 nucleotides. RefSeq lists its product as uncharacterized. Bases 148 to 1692 code for a protein of 514 amino acids. Gene Ontology annotation, molecular function: acyltransferase activity. The record is from RefSeq and is a predicted model, not a curated record. The transcript is spliced from 4 exons. NCBI's taxonomy places the organism in Eukaryota, Fungi, Ascomycota, Dothideomycetes, Pleosporales, Didymellaceae.